This is a messenger RNA of Dujonia railenensis, 762 nucleotides long. Lineage: Eukaryota; Fungi; Ascomycota; Pichiomycetes; Serinales; Debaryomycetaceae. The record is from the annotation of a GenBank genome assembly.
AUGUCGGAAGUUAAAAGAACUAUUAGAAUCACAACCGAGCAACACAUCUUGAAGGAUUUACCUCCUGUGGAAAACUAUCCCAUGAGAUCGUGGUCCAUUGAGAUUUCAAUGCUUGACCAAUCAGGAAAUGAAAUAGCUGCCAACAUCUUGGAUAAGGUGAUUUACUCCUUACAUCCAACUUUUGCCAAUCCAAUGAGAACUAUAAAAUCUCCUCCAUUUAGGAUGGAAGAGCAAGGUUGGGGUGAAUUUGAUAUUCCAAUUUCUGUUCAUUUAGUGGGCAUAGCUGGGAAAUUGGGUACAAGAAACAUUAGUCAUGAUUUAAAUUUCUUGCUGGAAAAAUAUGUUGUCGACCAUCCAAUCUCAAUCCCCACCAAUAAAUCUCAAGCUUUGACCAAAUUAUUAUUGGAAAGUGGGACCGUUCCAGGUGGAGUUGACGGAAUCGCCUCAGGCUCAGGUGGAGAUAGCAAAAGAAAGACAGAUGAUGUAAUUGGAGGCUCUAAGAUUAAGAAGUCUAAGAAUGGUUCCAGUGGUGUUUCAGCUAAAGGUGUGGUUGAUUUGGAAAAAUUAUCAAACGGAUUAACUAAACUCAGUGAAGACGAUUUGAUCGUCAUUGUGCAGAUGGUUACUGAUAACAGGACAAACGAUAUGAAUAUAAAAAACGAUGUUGAAAAUGGCGAGUUUUCAAUGGAUUUACUUACAUUACCAGAAAGUUUGUUGAAAAGUUUGUGGGAAUUUGUGAAGAAACACACAAAUGAGGUUUAA